Messenger RNA from Trematosphaeria pertusa, 1864 nucleotides. RefSeq names its product putative MFS transporter. Gene Ontology annotation, molecular function: transmembrane transporter activity. The record is from RefSeq and is a predicted model, not a curated record. The transcript has 5 exons. Bases 238 to 1848 code for a protein of 536 amino acids. Lineage: Eukaryota; Fungi; Ascomycota; Dothideomycetes; Pleosporales; Trematosphaeriaceae. Gene Ontology annotation, biological process: transmembrane transport.
GGAAGAUACUUUCGUUCUCGGAAUGAUGGUUGCCUCGCGCAGAGAUAACGACCUUUCGCCUUAUCAGACCCAUUCCGACUCAUGUUGGCAUGUUGGCAUUAUGAUAGCAAGCUCCGACGGACUCGAGGGUUGUACCCCUUUAUAAUCCUCCAGGUAUAAAGAGCUCGCCAUUCUUCCGCAAUUUUCUGUUUGUUGUACUCUAGUCAUUGUUGCUACGAAUAUUUAUCUCAUUCCAACAUGGCUGGCUCGCUGGAACACACAACGGAUGCUGUGCCCGGCACCGUCCACCUUGUCGAUUUAGACCACACCAUGCACACUCGCCAUGCUGGUGGCGGAGAUAUUGUCCUGGAUCCCACACCCUCCAAUGAUCCCGACGAUCCGCUUAACUGGUCCCCGCGAAGGAAGCUGCUUUCCAUGAUAUGCUCCAACGCAUAUACGUGGUUUACCGGUAUUGCUGUGUCCACUGUCUACUCCGUGCUCGUACCGCUCUCCGAUGCCACUGGCGUCUCAAUUUCGACGCUGAAUGAAGGGACUGGGUAUAUGUUCUUGUUUCUUGGCUGGGGCCUUCUAUUCUGGCAGCCUUUUGCUCUGCGGUAUGGAAAGCGGCUGGCUUAUUUGAUCUCCGUGCUUGGGGCCAUCGGUACGAGUAUCUGGAGUGCCUACGUGACGACCAACGGCGAAUGGAUAGCAAGAUGCAUCGUGAUGGGUUUCUUCAUCGCGCCGAUCGAGGCCCUCCCCGAGAUCUCCGUCACUGACGUAUACUUCACACAUCAGCGAGGCGCUGGUAUGGCUACAUAUGCUUUUACCUUGGCCGGCAGCAAUUACUUUGCGCCCGUCAUCUGCGGCUUCAUCGCCGAACGCCAGGGCUGGCGCUGGGUGUUCUUCUGGCCUGCCAUUUUCAACGCGGCUACCUUCAUCUUCCUCUUCUUCUUCAUGGAAGAGACCAACUAUAACCGCAAGACAACUGGAGUCGUGACGGCACCCGAUUCGCCGCCGCCGAGUAUCACUGAUGCAGCUGAACAUGAGAAGGCUCCCGCGGUGACCGCGCCAUCCCCUUCGACAUCUAGCGGCGAAGUGUUCGCGGCACCAAAGACAUUCGUCCAGAAACUCUCCAUAUGGCAGCCUUCGCCAGGCAUGAGUAUGCUUCCACGCGCUAUUCAAAGCUUGAAGUACCUCGGCUGGCCUGUCAUCUUUUACGCUGGCUUCUCCUACGGCUCGUACCUCAUCUGGUUCAACGUCCUGAACGCCACAGCGUCCAUAAUUCUCGGCGGUGAACCGUAUAACUUCAGCGCUUCCAUGGUUGGACUCAGUUACCUCGCCUGCUGCGUCGGCGUCAUCCUCGGAUCGCUCAUCUCGGGCCGACUGAGUGACUGGUUGACCAUCAAGCUCGCUCGUCGCAACAACGGUAUCAUGGAAGCGGAGCAGCGCUUGUGGCCUUUCACGAUUUGCGUGAUUAUGGUUCCGGCGAGCUUGGCCCUGUGGGGCGUUGGCGCAGCGCACCAGGUCCACUGGUUCGGCCUUCUUUUCGCAAUGGGGUGUCUGGCGUUCACCAUGUGCAUCGGCAUUACGCUGAGCGUCAACUAUCUCAUCGACAGCUAUCACGAUAUCAGUGGCGAUGCAAUUGUGGCUGUCAUCAUCGUGCGAAACACGAUGUCGUUUGCGAUCAGCUAUAGUAUUACUCCCUGGUUGACGAACCUGGGCUAUCAGAACUGCUUCGUCUCCGCGGCGAUGGUUGGAAUGAGUGCAUCGGCUGUUUUCCUGGUCAUGAUCAAGUUCGGCAAGAGACUCCGUGUUCGGAGUAGCAGCAGGUACUGGAGCCUUGUGAAAGCAGACAAGGCUGAGAUGUAAAAUCCUUGGCGCCACA